AUGAAUGGGGUAGACAUGGAACGUUGCAAGCGAAUUAUACAGUAUAUCUGGGAUCCUGCACCCAGAAACGAUCAACCUGGAGACCCUAUCUGGUGUCUGGGAACCAAAUAUACAACGGAUGGUAUGGAGAGAGACAAUAGACGCUCCGAAGGACCAAACCAGCUGGGCCCAAAGGCUACAACGCCGGGCCAAUUAGACGAACAGGGUUGGCCUGAAUCGUUCCUUCACGACUUCGAAUCAAGGAUCUGGAUUACCUACAGAUCGAACUUCCCUCCAAUACCGAAGCCUAUCAACCAGGAUGCGUUCUCCGCAAUGACACUGAGCGUGCGACUGAGAAGUCAGCUCGUUGACCAGCACGGAUUUACAUCCGACACGGGAUGGGGUUGCAUGAUAAGGUCAGGGCAGAGCCUCCUGGCUAACGCAAUAUCUAUAUUGUUAUUUGGCCGAGGUUGGCGUCGAGGAAUAGACACUGAUCGGGAGGCUCAGCUAUUGUUACAGUUUGCAGAUCACCCGGAUGCACCUUUCUCAAUACAUCGAUUUGUCCAGCAUGGUGCCGAGUCCUGUAACAAACAUCCUGGGGAAUGGUUUGGGCCCUCCGCAACUGCCAGAUGCAUACAGGCCCUUGUGUCUCAACAUGGAAGCCUCAAUCUUGGUGUCUACAUGACUGAUGAUACAGCAGAUGUGCAUGAAGAUAAAUUCCUGGAUGCUGCCCACGACGAGAGAGGGUCAUUCAGACCAACACUGAUAUUAAUUGGGACGCGACUGGGAAUCGAUCGUAUUACUCCCGUGUACUGGGACGCGGUAAAGACCACAUUGCAACUCCCCCAAUCUGUAGGAAUAGCUGGUGGACGCCCAUCAGCAUCGCAUUACUUCGUCGGUGUUCAAGGCUCGCACCUAUUUUACCUUGACCCCCAUCAGACCCGCCCAGCGUUGCCACGGCGCAAUAUCGAUGAGCCAUACACAGAUGAAGAGAUAGAAACCUAUCAUACUCGACGCCUCAGGAGAAUCCACGUUCGAGACAUGGAUCCGAGCAUGCUUAUCGGCUUCAUUAUAAAGGACAGAGAAGACUGGGCACACUGGAAGAGCGGGGUAUCUGUUCAGGGGAAACCUAUUGUACAUGUACUCAGCGAAUCAGACACUGCUGUCUUCCAGGGCCGUGAAGGGGCGAUCGAUGAGGUAGAGGUCUUGGAUGAUGAUUGA
Messenger RNA from Aspergillus novofumigatus IBT 16806, 1200 nucleotides. Its product is annotated as cysteine protease ATG4. The coding region runs from base 1 to 1200 and encodes 399 amino acids. Lineage: Eukaryota; Fungi; Ascomycota; Eurotiomycetes; Eurotiales; Aspergillaceae. Gene Ontology annotation, molecular function: protein-phosphatidylethanolamide deconjugating activity. The record is from RefSeq and is a predicted model, not a curated record. The transcript is spliced from 5 exons.